AUGACUUCUAUCUAUUUAUUGUACUUAAUUGGGUUUUUGGAUUUGUUUGGAGUUAGUAUGGUGAUUCCAUUGCUGGUCAAACACUGCAAGACACUGGGUGCCUCUCCAUUUACUGCUGGAAUCAUUGGUUCAACAUAUGGUCUAAUACAAUUUUUUUCUGGACCAAUUAUUGGAAAAUAUAGUGAUCAGUAUGGUAGGAAGUUAAUGUUGCAAAUGUGCUUUUUGACCAGCAUUUUUAGUUACUUGUUGCUGGGAUCAUCCAAUCAUCUUUUGGUUGUUUUCUUGUCAAGAAUUCCCAUUGGAAUCUUCAAACAUUGCCAAGAACUUUCUAAGUGUCUCAUAGCUGAUACUGUCACAGUGAAGGAAAGAAGUAGUGUGUUUGGUAAAUUCAAUUCUAUAUCCAACAUUGGGUUCAUAUUUGGGCCUCUGGUUGGUAGCUACUUGUAUGAGCAAGGUGGGGGCAUUCAUCACGUUACCUUUGCCACUUCCUUCCUCUUCAUGAUCAACUUGUUUAUCAUCACUUUCCUCGUGCCUAAAGGAAAAUAUGCCACUGAUGCCAAAACCCGUCGUCAGCUGAAUAAUCAGAGCAUGCUUUCCUUUCUUCAACGUAUCACAUCUUGGAAAUUUAUGUCAUGUAUUUGGGUGAUACUUCUCAUCAGAUUCCUCCUAUCAUUUUCAAACUUCAUUUAUCGUUAUGAUCUAGCUUCAACUCUUGGUGCUAAAAAAAUUGGCAUCAUCAUGUCGUUUUCAGGUUCUGUCUCGGCCAUUUCAGGGUUUUUCACAGGCGCAAUAGUUCAGUUAUAUUCUGGCGACCAUAAAAAACUCCUGUUGCACAUUUCCUUAAUACAAGCAGUCUGCAUAGCUGUACUGACCAUGUAUGAGGAGUUAUGGUUACAACUACUAUUCACCGUUCCAUUAAGCGUUGUUAACGCACUAGCAAGAGUUGUGGCUGUUAGUAUGACCAUAGAUUUGGCAAAAAAGAAAGAUUUAGGAGUUGUUGCCGGAUUAGGAAGUAGCACCAUUGCCAUCAGCCGGUUUCUGGCACCGUUGGCGGGUGGGCUGGUCCAAGAAGUUUAUCUCAGUGGUCCUGGAUACGUUGGAGCCAUGGUGUCCUUAUUAUCCGCCAUUUUUGUUGGGCUCGUUGAUAAAGUUAAAGUGUGCAAAAGAUUAGACUGA
Helobdella robusta is the source of this 1176-nucleotide messenger RNA. RefSeq lists its product as hypothetical. Lineage: Eukaryota; Metazoa; Annelida; Clitellata; Rhynchobdellida; Glossiphoniidae. The coding region runs from base 1 to 1176 and encodes 391 amino acids. The transcript has 6 exons. Gene Ontology annotation, molecular function: transmembrane transporter activity. The record is from RefSeq and is a predicted model, not a curated record. Gene Ontology annotation, biological process: transmembrane transport.